UUGAUACACUCACAGAAACAUCCUGUGGAGGACCUAAUCCUCAAAUCCCAGGUGAAAUUCGACGCUCUAAUCCAGAGACAGUCCAAGAACCUCACUGGCGCGGCAGACGAGUAUCGUCGUCGGUAUCACGUCCAUCCGCCACCAGGCUUCAACGACUGGUACAGAUUUGCGCGUUCCCACCAGUCCCCUAUCAUGGAUGACUUCGAUACCAUCUAUCAGGGUAUCUCGCCGUUCUGGAGACUGAGCGGAAGACAGGUUCUCGACGUCGUGGAUCAGGCGCAACGUGCACCAGGAGCUGACCUGUGGCUCUGUGUCUUUUCAGGUCGUGAGGCUACAACACAAUGUAGCCAUCCCUUUCGCAAGUCGGACAGAGACAUUAAUCACCUAUUCGAUAGCCUCUUGCAUCAACUCCCGGGUGUCCUCCCCGAUGUCAAGUUUUUGGUCAACCACCUGGACGAACCGAGGGUCCUCAUUCCACCACAACCAGCAGAGUCAGAAAGCGCAUAUCAUGAGCAGAGUAAUAACCGUGCUGAUUUCUUUAAUUUAUCCGACAUCUCGGGAAAGACAACCUGGGACACUCUGACAGAAUUUUGCUCUUCUUCGUCUGAACACACAGGUGCAUAUCCCGACGCACACACAGAAACCCCAUCAAUUCUCCCAUUCAUCUCGAAUCUGUCAUCGGCUAUAGACCUCUGUCGCCACCCCGAAUACCGCAGCAUGCACGGUCUGGCCAUUAGCCCGACGAGCUUUCUACCAUUCCAAGGCCCCGUGCCAAUCUUUUCCACCGGCGCACCAUCCACCAUGGCAGAUAUUUUGUACCCCAGCCCGGCAUACCUGCAGCCCGAGUUCCGUUAUAACAACAACAGCGCCCACGACGUCCCUUGGGCACGAAAGCGCAAUCAGCUAUACUGGAUGGGGUCUACUACCGGCGGAUUUGCCGGUCCAGACACUCAAUGGCAGCAUCACCAUCGCCAGCGAUUCGUCCAGCUCGCCCAGAACCUCGACCAGAAGGAUCAUCUCUACCUUCGAGAAAUAGACAAUCACAACGGCGAGGCGACCAUCACCUCCACACAUUCCUCAUUCCUCAACAGCCGUCUCUUCGACGUCGCUUUCACACGCAUCACCCAAUGCUCACCUUCCUCCUGUCGCGCCCAGCGACAAUACUUCACCACACAGUCGUGGGCCGACAAGGACGGCGCACUAGGCUCGCGACUCGUCUUCGAUCUCGACGGAAACGGUAUCAGCGGUCGAUACUACAAGCUUCUGGCCUCACGGUCGACGCCCCUUAAGCAGACUAUAUUCCGUGAGUGGCAUGACGACCGGCUCGUGCCGUGGGUCCACUACAUUCCUGUCAGUCUUGGAAUGGAGGAGCUGCCCGAGCUAGUCUCGUACUUAACUUCGACAACAGCUGGGCAGGCACGGGCGCAGGAAAUCGCGGAGCAGGGUCGGAAAUGGUUCUUUCAGGCUUUGCGUGACGUGGAUAUGACGGUGUAUACGUAUCGGUUACUUUUGGAGUUGGCGAGGAUACAGGAUCCAGAGAGGGAGGCUUGGGAAAUUCCUUGACAGAACCAAUGGCUUUCGGGGGUAUCUGCUAACUUACAUGGCCGCGACAUUUAUAUGUAUAAAUGGAUGGAUCUAUAAGCCCUUUUAUGCAUCAGCCUAUCCAUGCUCUACUAGAACCUGCACUUCAUUCACUACGCAAAAUGCCGUCGUAGUUCUCGCAGCUUUGCUAUCCACCCUAACUCUGGCAUGCGCAUUCUUCGUGAACACCAAGCCCAGUCCCAGCAAGAACCGAAUCUGCUUCUCACGUA
Molecule: messenger RNA, 1811 nt
Organism: Aspergillus melleus
Lineage: Eukaryota; Fungi; Ascomycota; Eurotiomycetes; Eurotiales; Aspergillaceae
Product: glycosyltransferase family 90 protein
Exons: 1
Coding region: 193-1563 (456 amino acids)
Source: RefSeq, a predicted model, not a curated record